AUGGACCACAAAAAGGUCGAUAAGCACGAACACAACGAUUCAAGAGCGGGUGAGCAGGUAGAAGAGCUGCGCGACGAGAAUCCGUCAACCGUCAGCGAGGACACCAACGAUGCCUUCGUGGACGCUAAUCUGGCGCUGAUGCGGGAGCUCGACGCGCUGGCCGACGCCCUGCAGUCUCUCCCUGUCGGUUUCAAGGAGAAGAUGGACAGCCACCGCGAGAAGCUCGCGCACAAACUCGAGACCCGCUUGAAGAGCGUCAAGGACGGCAUGCAGCGCGCCCCCUUCAUCAAGACCCGAGACAAGUUCUCCUUCGUCGCCGGUGUCACCAAUGUGGCGUUGACGUUCCUUCUGUUGGGUCGUCACCCCGAGUGGGUGCCCAUCUACUACACGCUGAAGGCGUUUCUCCUGCUCACCAUCCGUUGGUAUGUCUUCAAAGGCAAGAAGUACCACUACUUCCUGUUCGACUUCUGCUACUACGCGAACAUCCUCGUCCUGCUGUACCUUCACUUCUUCCCGAAGAGCGAGACUAUGUUUAUCAUCUGCUUUGCCUUCUGCACCGGCCCAUUGGCGUGGUCGGUGCUGGCGUGGCGGAACAGUCUCGUCUUCCACUCGCUCGACAAAACCACGUCCCUGUUCAUUCAUCUCACGCCCAACAUCCUGCUCUACGCUCUAAGAUGGCUCGACGAAGACCCCGACAGUCUUGCCACGUAUGAGACACUUCGUGGGAAGGACGCCACCUUCACUCAGAUGGUCUUCCUGCCCAUCAUUCCCUAUCUGAUUUGGCAAGUGCUCUACCUGAUCAAGGUCCAAGUCAUCUCGGCCAAGAAAGUUGAAGAGCAGGACUACCAAACCACGUUCCGUUGGUUCAGCAGCAUGGACAAGGGCGGCAUCGGCAAGCUCAUCAAGAAGGCCAGCCCCAAUCGGAGGCUCGCCGCAUUUGUUGGCUACCAGCUGCUCUACACGAUUGUGACAAUGCUGCCCUCGGUGCUCUUCCUCAGAUACUUCUGGGCGCACACGAUCCUCAUCGCGGGCAUGUGCAUUUUGUCGGCGUGGAACGGCGCCAACUACUACUUUGAAGUCUUCAGCACCAGAUACAUGGAGAGCCUCGAAAGAGGAACGGAACGUAUUGCCCGGCUCAGGCGCGGUUCCCUUGCACUCCAGCAGGCGAUCAACAUUGGCGACGACGCCGAGAAGAGCCAGUGA
Molecule: messenger RNA, 1203 nt
Organism: Acanthamoeba castellanii str. Neff
Lineage: Eukaryota; Discosea; Longamoebia; Acanthamoebidae
Exons: 9
Coding region: 1-1203 (400 amino acids)
Biological process (GO): phosphatidylcholine biosynthetic process
Source: RefSeq, a predicted model, not a curated record